CACCACAUGGCUCGUGGCCGCGGCCGAGCCGAGGUCACCGCGAAGACCUGGGUGCCGCUUCCCCAACUCGCCGACGGCUGGCGGACGAGCGCUCGCUCCCACCUCAUGGCCGCGGGUGCGGCCAAGGCCACCGCAGCGGUGGCGGUGGCGUCCUCCGCGGUGUUCCGUAGCAACCAGGAGCUCACCCGCCUCGCGCGGUCGGGCCAGCUGGCCGCGGCGCGCCGCCUGUUCGACGGGAUGCCCCGCCGCAACACCGUCACCUACAACGCCAUGCUCUCCGCGCUCGCGCGCCACGGGCGUCUGGACGAAGCGCGCCGCCUGUUCGACGGGAUGGCGCGCCGGAACACCGUCUCCUGGAACGCGAUGAUCGCGGCGUGCUCGGACCACGGCCGCGUCGCCGACGCCCGGGCGCUGUUCGACGCGAUGCCCGGCCGGGACGACUUCUCAUGGACGCUCAUGGUCUCCUGCUACGUGCGCGCGGGGGAGCUCGAGCUCGCCAGGGACGUGCUCGACCGUAUGCCUGGCAGGAAGUGCACGGCAUGCUACAAUGCCAUGAUCUCCGGGUACGCCAAGAAUGGCAGGUUUGACGAUGCUGUUAGGCUGCUGCGGGAAAUGCCGGCCUCCGACCUGGUUUCUUGGAAUUCGGUGCUAGCGGGGCUCACCCAGAACGGCGAAAUGGUUCGGGCGGUGCAAUUCUUCGACGAAAUGGUGAAGGACAUGGUGUCCUGGAACUUGAUGCUGGAGGGGUUUGUGAAAGCUGGGGAUUUGGAUUCGGCCUCUAGCUUCUUUGCAAAGGUCGAAUCACCUAAUGUGAUUUCUUGGGUGACCUUGCUCAAUGGGUAUUGCCGGGCAGGGAGAAUAGGUGAUGCAAGAGAAUUGUUUGACAGAAUGCCUGAGCGGAACGUUGUGUCUUGGAAUGUGAUGCUUGAUGGGUAUGUGCGGCUCUCGCUCAUGGAGGAGGCCUGCAAGUUGUUCAUGGAGAUGCCAGAUAAGAACUCAAUAUCAUGGACAACAAUAAUAAGUGGAUUAGCACGUGCUGGGAAGCUCCAAGAAGCUAAGGAUCUGCUCAACAAGAUGCCUUUCAACAGUGUUGCAGCAAAGACUGCACUGAUGCAUGGCUAUUUGCAGAGCAAGAUGAUUAAUGAGGCCCGCCAGAUUUUUGAUGGAAUUGAGAUGCGUGAUGCAGUGUGCUGGAAUACAAUGAUCUCUGGCUACGUCCAGUGCAGAAUGCUUGAUGAUGCCUUGGUGCUGUUCCAGAAAAUGCCGAAUAAAGAUAUUGUUUCUUGGAACACCAUGAUUGCUGGCUAUGCUCAGGAUGGUCAAAUGCGCAAGGCAGUUGGUAUUUUCAGGAAGAUGAAUAAGAGAAAUACAAUAUCUUGGAAUUCAAUUAUCUCUGGAUUUGUUCAGAAUGGCCUCUUUGUUGAAGCACUCUACCAUUUCAUGCUCAUGAGAAGGGAGACAACGAGGGCUGACUGGUCUACGUAUGCAUGCUGUAUCAGCGCAUGUGCAAGCCUAGCUGCUUUGCAAGUUGGGAGGCAAUUCCAUAGUCUUCUUGUCAGGAGUGGGCAUAUCAGCGAUUCCUUCGCUGGAAAUGCCUUGAUCUCCGCAUAUGCAAAGUGCGGAAGGAUAUUGGAAGCAAGGCAAGUCUUUGACGAGAUGGUAGGCCAGGAUAUUGUUUCAUGGAAUGCAUUGAUUGAUGGCUAUGCUUCUAAUGGUCAUGGGAGUGAAGCAAUCUCAGUAUUCCGAGAAAUGGAAGCCAUUGAUGUCAGACCUGAUGAGGUCACGUUUGUAGGUAUCUUGUCGGCUUGCAGUCAUGCUGGACUGAUUGAUGAAGGGUUGGAGUUUUUCAACUCAAUGACAAAAGAGUACUCACUGAAGCCUGUGGCCGAGCACUAUGCUUGCAUGGUGGACCUACUUGGAAGAGCUGGGAGACUGACUGAGGCAUUUGAACUUGUGCAGGGAAUGCAGAUCCAACCAAAUGCUGGCGUGUGGGGUGCAUUGCUUGGAGCAUGCCGGUUGCACAAGAACCAUGAGCUAGCACGGUUUGCUGCUGAGAAGUUGUUUGAAUUGGAACCGCACAAGACCUCAAAUUAUGUGCUGUUGUCAAACAUCUGUGCUGAGGCAGGCAAGUGGGAUGAAGCUGAAAAGAUGAGGGUUUCAAUUAAUGAAAAUGGUGUGCAUAAGCCACCUGGUUUAGCUGGAUGGACGUAGAUUAAGGCUUACCCCUUCUCUUCCUAUGAUUUGGCACCAGUGAUGUCAGUGUAGGUUUUCACUCAUUUGUAGAACUUGAGUGUAAGGAUAAGAAAUUUAGGGCUGUUGUUGGAACCAAACUCUUGCCUUUUCAUGCCCUGGUUGCUGGUUGGACGUCCGAUGCCAUUGGGGAUGUCAUACAUCGCAAGUGAAGAGCGGGGACAACAGGGUUUUGCACAGCUUUAAUAAAACCAAGCCGGUGGAUUUCUUUGGUAGUUGAGUCUGAUUCUUCUGUACUGAUCUGCAGAUGAAGCUCCGAGCUACGACUUGACCGCAGCAUGCACAAUGUUCUCCUUGUAGGACCUGACAGACCAGCUUCAGCUUGUACUGCCUUACAGCUUGUCAUAUAUAUACUGUGUAAGGGAAGAUGAUGAUGCGGACACUUGCACGACAUGGCAUUGGCAUUCAAGCAGAGUGUGGUUUCUCAAAUUUUCUUCUGAUGGGGCUUACUUCCCCUUUACCUCUUGAACUAUCCCAUGUUUUGUUUAGAAGGACCCAAUUAUAAUUGCUCAGCAGAGCAAGUUAUUUUGUUGAUUUAUAAAGUUCUUAGAAUCUGUUACUCUAGCAUGUCAUAUAUAUAAUGUGUUGGUAAAUAGAAGUUUAGUUUACUUUCCUUCUGUUCCUCAUGUCUCGGCCUUACGUAGAAGUUUUUUCAAUAAUCGUUAGAAGCAAAAUAACAGUUUGAAACUAAGGCGAUCAGAUGUUCCAGUAGGUCAUUGAAUCUUGAGUGAAAUACAUCAGCAAGUUGUGAUGUGGUCUGCCAUGUGAUCUCAUUCUUGUUCUCUUAUGCAUUUUGGUUUAGAUACAUAAAAUCAAGUUCCCUCUUUUAUUGUAUCGUACCUGAUUUUUCUCUGAAUAGUAGUUUUACUCCUAACACCUGUAGCUAUGCUUUGAUCAUUAGGCAAUUUUGUCUAUAUUGAUGGUGUUAAUAGUCUAAAUAAUUUUGUUACCCCCUUCUUUUCCUUUUUUUUUUUUGCACAAACAUGGGGGAUAAUUAUUGACUUAAGUUUGUCUGUUGCUUGCUUGGUCAUGUGAGAAAACCUAGAGAACUAAUAAAUAAAGUCGUCUGUGUAUCAUGUGGUUCCUAUGAUAAUUGUAUUGAGCUAAUGCUUUUUGUUGAGUUACCAACGCCUGCUUGUGCAGCAACAUUCAGUUACCAGGUGACAUGACAUAAAGCCCGGGCAGUAUGGCUUUGUAUUAAGAACUGGUUAAAUGAUGUUAUUAGAGCUGACUAGGUGAAGUAAAAUGGUCCUGCUUUCGCUUUGUAUUUGGCCUAACAUGAGGCUGAUGGUUCAUAAAUCUUGGCUGGUAGCAUUUCUGAUGUAGAACUGGUUAAGCUACUCAUGCCUGUGUUUCAAGCUAUAACUUUUGGCCUGUUCUGUUUCAUGCUUGUUAUCCAUUAUGUGAAGUAUAGCUGAUCUUGUUCGUAUUCCAGGUGUCAUGUACAAAUAACCAAGUCUAUCUUCUAAAAAUGCCUAAUAUGGAGUUGAUGAAAUCAAUUGCUGGAAUUAAGCUACCCAUUGCUUCCCCAAACUUGGGUGGAUGUGAUCUGUACGGAUUUUAUUACACUAAUAGACUUGUUGCUAUACCAACGGAAGAUUGCAGCAUACAGUUCUACAAUUUGUUUGAGAAUAGCGAGGCUUCAGAGCAUGAUGGCCAUUUACUAAAGCUGAUCCCAGUACUGUUCACCUCUUCAGGUGCAAGUAUGUGAGAGGAAUUUUCAGCCUGUUGAUGAUAUCACGUGAUGAUGGGGUUUCUGCUGUUGCUUUCCGCCCAGGAAGAAACAUGGCUGUGAGCUCUUCUUUUGGUGGUAACUUCAAGGUUUGGGUCCGAAGUUUGUCUUCACAACCAAGUAAUGAAAUAAAUUAUUCUGGUUGGAGAUGCCAAUCAGUUGGCUCAUACAAG
This is a messenger RNA of Phragmites australis (common reed), 4155 nucleotides long. Its product is annotated as pentatricopeptide repeat-containing protein At4g02750-like. The record is from RefSeq and is a predicted model, not a curated record. Gene Ontology annotation, biological process: RNA modification. Gene Ontology annotation, molecular function: protein binding; RNA binding. Bases 7 to 2211 code for a protein of 734 amino acids. The transcript has 5 exons. Lineage: Eukaryota; Viridiplantae; Streptophyta; Magnoliopsida; Poales; Poaceae.